AUGCCUGACAUAAUCGAUGAAUUGUCCGCCGUUCGCAUCCCGGCGGCGACGCGCCAGCCGGUCCGCUGCCCGCCGGUCGUCGCCAACUUUCCGUCCGAGCAUCUGGUGAUAGGCUGCGGCGUCGCCAUCUUUCACGUCGCCUCCGCCCGCGUCGUGCUGUGCCGCCAUACCCGCGAUCGCUACUGGUUCCUGCCGAAAGGCCGUCGCGACGCGGGCGAGGAGACUAAUCGAGCGGCGGAGCGGGAGGGCUUUGAAGAAUCCGGCUACCGCAACCGCCUCCUCCCCCUCCCCGUCCACCACCGCCAACCCCAGAACAACGCCGCCACCACCUCCCCCGAGACCACCCAACCACCACCCUCCCUCUCCUCCCUCUUCGUCACCGAGCCCCUCUACACCCAGCUCGUCCCCGUCUCCCCCCGCACCCAGUACCUCCUCUUCUGGUACGCCGCCGAGACCCUCCCUCCGGCCGUCGAAGCCGCCAUGCCGCCGCCAGGGCCUGGCGUGCCGUACGUCGCUGCUCCUCCUGCUCCUGCUGCUCCUUCUCCCCUUCAUCCGGACGCCGCUGCUCCAGGAGAAGAGCCAACCAGCCUCCUCGCCCGCGUGCGCGCCGAGCCGCCUGACUACCAGCCGCGCAGGUGGGAGGGGACGGGCGUGGAUGAAGAGGAGCUGCUGUACGAGAGCUUUUUGGUGCCGGUGCAGGAGGCCGGGCGGAAGUUGGGGGGUGGGGUGAUGGCGGAGGUGGUGAGGAGGGGGUGGGAGGGGGUGGUGGAGAGGAUGGCGUUGGAGAGGGCGGUGGAGGAGCAACGGCAGCAGCGGCAGGUUCAGGGGGGUGGGAAGGAGGAGGGAGAGAGCGGGGAAUUGCAUGGAUAG
Messenger RNA from Lasiodiplodia theobromae, 870 nucleotides. Its product is annotated as Nudix domain-containing protein. The transcript is spliced from 2 exons. The coding region runs from base 1 to 870 and encodes 289 amino acids. The record is from RefSeq and is a predicted model, not a curated record. Gene Ontology annotation, molecular function: hydrolase activity. NCBI's taxonomy places the organism in Eukaryota, Fungi, Ascomycota, Dothideomycetes, Botryosphaeriales, Botryosphaeriaceae.